ACUACAGGAGAGGAGAGUUGAGAGAAAGUGUAUCGGCCACUGAGCUGCUCGUCUGGCUUUGGAAGACAGCACAAAGGAUUGCUAACUCUGUGCCCUGAACUCCAGCUCUGAUUUAUUGAGAAAAGACUACCUUGUAUACUAGUGCACCUAACAGCACAUGCUUUUGACAGGAAAGAAAGAAAGGAGCUUCUCUGUUCCCAGCAUUUCCUACUCUUUCUGUAACCAGUUUACUGAAUGCAUUGUGUUGCUUUAUUCUCUAAAGAGAAGUUGCAAAAAAAGUGCUUUUCCUCCUUCCUGCCUGGUUUGUGCAAUCUGCUGAUAAAACGUGGCUGCUAUGCAAGCUGUGAUCCCCUCCAGCCUGGCCUUUCAGAUUGGCUGCUCCCCCGUACCCCAGAAGAGCGCUGGCACAACCGGGGCUCCUGGCGGGAUCUACUCAGCCAUUCUGAGCAGAAACUUCCCGAUCAUCGACAAGAGAUACAAAAAUUUCCUGGAGCUCCGCGACAAAUACUUAAAGAAGAACGUUCUGUUUGAAGAUCCAGUGUUCAAGGCAGAUGACACAUCUCUGUUCUACAGCCAGAAACUCCCCAUCAAGUUUGAGUGGAAAAGACCGUCUGAGAUCUGUGAGAAUCCACAGUUCAUCAUCGGAGGAGCCAACAGGACUGAUAUCUGCCAGGGGGAUCUAGGGGACUGCUGGUUCCUGGCUGCCAUCGCCUGCCUGACUCUCAAUGAGAAGCUGCUCUAUCGAGUUAUACCUCCAGACCAGUCCUUCACAGAGAACUACGCUGGCAUCUUCCACUUCCAGUUCUGGCGAUAUGGCGACUGGGUGGACGUUGUCAUUGACGACCGGAUCCCCACCCUCAACAACCAGCUGGUGUUCACCAAGUCUGCGGAGAGGAAUGAGUUCUGGAGCGCCCUGCUGGAGAAGGCCUAUGCCAAGCUCCACGGUUCCUAUGAAGCACUGAAAGGAGGCAACACCACCGAGGCGAUGGAGGAUUUCACCGGGGGAGUGACAGAGUUCUUCGAGAUGAAGGAGGCUCCUAAAGAGUUCUUCAAGAUCAUGAAGAAAGCUCUGGAGAAGGGCGCACUCAUGGGCUGCUCCAUCGACGAUACAAUGGGGCCGACACCCGGGGUAGCCCCUCCCAGUAUGAUUGGGAAGAUGAUUGAACGGAUGCUCAGUGACUCCGGGCAGGGGGGUGAUAGCAGAAAACCUGGGGAGCAACCAACAGGGUCCUUGGUUCCAGUUCGGUUUGAGACACGUACCGGCACUGGAUUGGUUAAGGGCCAUGCCUACUCUGUGACUGGGGUGGAGGAUAUCCAGCACAAGGAGACGAGGGUGCGUCUGGUCAGGCUCAGGAACCCCUGGGGGCAGGUGGAGUGGAAUGGCCCGUGGAGCGACAACUCCAAAGAAUGGGCUACGAUCGAGAAACAUGAGAAAGAACGUCUGCAGCAACAGAGUGCUGAGGAUGGAGAGUUCUGGAUGGCGUUCGAAGAUUUCAAGAAGAACUUCACUAAGAUCGAGAUCUGUAACCUGACUCCGGACAGUCUGGAAGAAGAUAAGCUCCACAAGUGGACGGUGUCGGUGAACGAGGGCCGCUGGGUGCGGGGCUGCUCCGCUGGGGGCUGCCGGAACUAUCCAGACACGUUCUGGACAAACCCGCAGUACCGACUGCGUCUGCUAGAGGAGGAUGACGACCCCGACGACAACGAGAAAAUCUGCACCUUCGUCGUGUCGCUCAUGCAGAAGAACCGCAGGAAGGAGCGCAAGAUGGGGGCUAAUCUCUUCACCAUUGGAUUCGCCAUUUACGAGGUUCCCAAGGAGAUGCAUGACAACAAGCAGCACAUGCCCAAAGACUUCUUCUUGUUCAACUCCUCCAAGGCGCGCUGUAAGUCGUACAUCAACCUUCGGGAGGUGACUCAGCGGUUCCGGCUGUGCCCCGGGGAGUACGUCAUCAUCCCCUCCACCUACGAGCCCCACCAGGAGGGCGAGUUCCUCCUCAGAGUCUUCUCUGAGAAGAGGAGCACCUCAGAGGAGAUUGAGAACAAGAUCGAGGCCGACCAUCCCGUGCUGCCUAAGAAAAAGCAGAAGCCAAUCGUCUUUGUUUCUGAUAGAGCUAAGGCCAAUAAGGAGCUCAACACUGACGACUACAUGCAGGAAGAGGAGACAAAGACAAUGGGGAAGAAGAAGCCGGCCCCUGCCUCUGCUGGAGAGGAGAGUGAAGAGGACAAGCAGUUCAGGACUAUUUUCAAACAGAUCGCAGGAGAUGACAUGCAGAUCACGGCUCACGAACUGAAGAAUGUGCUCAACAGGGUUGUUUCAAAGCACAAGGACCUGAAGACAGACGGGUUCAGGCUGGAGUCCUGCAGGAGCAUGAUCGCGCUCAUGGAUACUGACGGCACAGGCAGACUGAACCUGCAGGAGUUCCACCACCUCUGGAACAAGAUCAAGCAGUGGCAGGGCACUUUCAAACAUUACGAUGCUGACCAGUCAGGAACCAUCAGCAGCUAUGAGAUGCGCAAUGCUGUCAAUGAUGCAGGAUUCCGUCUCAAUAACCAGCUGUAUGACAUCAUCACCAUGCGCUACGCGGACGAGAAGAUGAACAUCGACUUCGACAGUUUCAUCUGCUGCCUGGUGCGGCUGGAGGGGAUGUUCAGAGCAUUCCAGGCCUUUGAUAAGGACGGUGACGGAGUGAUCAAGCUCUCUGUGCUGGAGUGGCUGCAGCUGACCAUGUACGCCUAGACUGCAGGGAGCAGCGUGUGAGAGGGGUCAUCCCUCCAAAGAGACCGCCACUCCACAAUCUGUACCUCAUCCUACCAGUCCUCUCUCUGUGUGCCAAGUCCACCUCAAUUACCCUUUCCUUUAACCACCCUAAAGGGGGCCAAAGCCUCCCCUGCUUCAUAGAUGUGUGACCUGAUCCAGUCUCCACACUGCAGUCCACUGGCCAAUCUGGGCAUCGCAGGAAAUAAUUCAUCCAGAGCUGUACAAAAACUCUAUGGUAGUGAUAGUGCUGGGACAAAUAUUAAAAUAUUCAAACUAA
Molecule: messenger RNA, 3035 nt
Organism: Acipenser ruthenus (sterlet)
Lineage: Eukaryota; Metazoa; Chordata; Actinopteri; Acipenseriformes; Acipenseridae
Gene: capn3a
Product: calpain 3a, (p94)
Exons: 24
Coding region: 335-2737 (800 amino acids)
Biological process (GO): proteolysis; negative regulation of apoptotic process
Cellular component (GO): cytoplasm
Molecular function (GO): calcium-dependent cysteine-type endopeptidase activity; calcium ion binding
Source: RefSeq, a predicted model, not a curated record